AUGUUCCGUCGAUCCGUCAAAAUGAACCAAACUGUUCCUCGCAGCCAUCCUGCAGGCGACGCUCCCGAGGGCGAUUCCUGCAAGCCAGGUGUCGAUACACUCAAGGCGACGUCCCGUGAGCAACACUGCGCAAGUGGACUUUCGAUGGAAACGCCUGCUGUCCUGGAGCGAGGUCUUUCCGACGCGGAAAACGUCGUUCCACUCACUUCCCAGGAGCCUGCAUCGGCGCUGUCGUCUGCCAUCUCCACGGCGGUCGACGGUUGGGGAGACUGGACCGCGGCGAAUUCCGUCGGCCGCCUCAAAACGCCUGUCAGUCCCGCGGCCGCGCCAGCCUCGCUGUGUCGCGCGGAUGUCAGUGAAUUUUUUUCGGACGCCGGAGGGGCGCUCAAAAGCGAUCAAGCGCCUCCUUUGUCCAGCCUCGCCGAAACUCUUGCAGCGGCGAAGAAGUCGGCGGCGCCCAAACCGUCCCGCGGGGAAAAAACUGUCGCGGCACAUCCCGCGCAGUCCCCUGCAGCCGAGAGAGUGUCUGACGCCAGCGACGGGGCGCAGCCUCUUCCGACGACCGUGAACGAAUCGGUUCUGCUCCCCGCUAUCAAUCUCGCAGAAGCGGCGCUCCCCUCCCAGGUAUCUGUGCAGCCCUCCGCACCGCCGUACUCGCUGUCUCUUCCUCUGGCGCUCCCGCCUUCCCGCAGUCUAGAGUCUGCUGACACGACGCCGACCUCUGCCUUUUCGCCUUCGUCUCUUUCGCGCCUCGGUCUCUCUCCGUCUUCAUUGCUUCUCCUGCGCAGCCUCACGCCCGAACAGCAGCUGGCGGCACUUUCAACGGCGACUCGCGCGGGGACCUGGCAGACCGCCUCCCCCUCGCUCGGCCCCGCGAACCUCGACUUCCACUCCAGGACCCCUGAGAGGGCGUCGGAGGCCGGCGACAGUCCAUUCCGGGCCGACUCUGCCUCAUUUGGCUGCAGCAGCUACACCCGGUCGUCUUCGACGCUGUCGCUGUCUCCGGAGUCUGCGGCGAAACGUCGAAAGACGGUCGAGUGCGAGUCCAAGUCGGCGACUCCUUUUCCCGAAGGUGUUUCGUCUCCACGCGCGUUGCUGGAUCUUCUGACGCGCUCGCUCGCGCCCUCUUCACUCGUCUCCAGUGCAGCUUCAUCCGUCUCCAACUCAGGUUCGGCCGCUGUCUCGGCUUCUGCUGAGGGCGAAGCUGUUUCUCUCGCCUCACUUUCUCCCGCCUCGCUUUCCCCCGCCCUGCUGUCCCGACUCACUACCGCGUUCGAAGCGCCUCCCGCUGCUGCUUCCUGCGACUCUGUGUCGGCCGUCCUGCAGCAGCUGGAGGCGGCCGCGCUCCUCGCCUCUGUCUCCGCGACCCCCGCGCCGCGUCCAGCUUCUGCGGACCUUCAUGCACCGUCUCCACUCCCCUCGUCGACUCGCCGCGACGCCCCGGCCUCGCUUUCUGCCCGAUGCGCGGCCGCGCUCGCCUCCGACGAAAAAUCUCCACGCGCCUCUGCUGCGCUGGACGUCGCGGCGGCGCUGGCGGUGCUCCAGCAGCACCCGAGUCUGCUCGCGAGUCUGCGCGCGACGCCGAGUCAGCCGCACCGCGAAGCCGCUUCUCCGCGACAGGAGGCAGGGCGUUCGUCGUGCCUGGCGCAUGCAGAGCAGAAGCUCGGCAGCUGCACCGGGACGGAGGCUCCGGACGGCUCCACGCCUCGCGCGAGAGGCAAAGGCCGACAAGCCGAGAAGGCCCGCGCCCGCGCGACCAGCAAGGUGCCGGCCGGUGUGGAGACCCCCGAAGGAGAGGCCGAGGAUUUUGCAAGCCGCGCAAGGCGGUGCGAACAUGUUCCCGGCGUCUGUUUCGACCGCUGGAACCAGGGGUGGAUCGCGACGUGGCGGGAGCGCCGACAUCCCGUCCACAAGCAUUUCUCCGCGAAAAAGUACGGAUUUGAAAAGGCGCGCGAACUCGCGAUUGAGCACCGGCGCCUGAUGGUCGAGAAGCAGCGGCAAGACGGGGCAACUCCCGCCACACGGACGCCCAGAGGGAAUCCGGGAAACGCUUUUCCAACUUCUCGGAAAGAUGAGGAACACACCACGCUGACCCCCGUGAAACCGAGAGCCAGUCCCACAGCGGGAAGCCCCCGACGAGCGCGCGGACUCGCCGGGUGUACAGAAAACGGAGGCGAGACGGCUGGGGGGUCUGCGCGACGGGGGAAAUUCGCGAGCGCCGCAGCCUCGGCGCGAGCGCUCUGCGUCGCGGACAACUCAGUGGGGAAGCGCGAGAUGAGUUGGGCGGAACUCGUAGCACAGAUGCCCAGAGUCGAACGCGUUAGCUUCGACUUCACGAACCAAAGCUGGAUUGCCCAGUGGAAGCAGCAGGGGUCCACGACGUACCGGCGUUUCUCGGUCUCCAAGUUCGGUUUCUACGGAGCCCACCGUCUCGCGGUCGAGUUCAAGCAACAGAACUACCGCCAGCUGCCUGCUCAGAAGGCUGCGAGUCCGGACGCCGCGCCGCUCACUGCGGUGUGUGUACAGCGGAGUGAGUCGGCCGAGGAGGAGGUUGCGACUCCGGGCGGGGGUUCGAAGCGCGCAGCGUCUCACGUCGAGCGAGGGCGGCGACUUCCUCGCGGUGUACAGACCCCGCCGCGAGCCGCGAGUCUGAAGGUUGAGGCCAAUCGGGUGAGUCCACGCAGUGCCGUCUUUGCUACUGCGCCUGCAGGCGCUGCCUUUCCGAAAAGCCUGGCACCCGAAGCGGCACAGUCCGCAGGGAACAGCUGGGAAGCGGGGAUGCUCGACGUGCCUCCUGUGGCUGCCUCGCUCUUCGGUCUCUCCCCCGCUUCCCUCCAAGCCUUCUCGCCAGUCCACGGCCUCUCUGGCGAGGCGACAGCUCUCAACACCAACUUCGAGGAUUCCACAGGGGAAACUGGAAGCACACAGGUGCCGAGCGGCGCAGAGUCUCCGGUCGCAGAAGUUCUAUCGUUCGGUAGCACCUUGAGAAAUCCGUGUCUCUACUCGCCUGUUUCUGCGGAAACAACGACGACCGCAGCGGGAGACACGGCGCACCGUCUCGCGGCGCGCGCAGCUGCUUCUUCGGUGUGCUCUCGGUCUCUGCCUCUGGCGACCGGCUCCGCGGCCGAGGCUCCUGUCUUGCUGCCCUCCAAGCUCAGCGACCUUCCCGCGCUGGCGCCUGAGUCUUGCGCUUCGCGGAUCGCGUCUGGCCAAGACAACGCGCAGGCGGAACCUCUCGCGUCUCAGGUUCAUCUGACUGACCUCGGCUGCGAAACGGACGCCUCCAUCGCCGUGCAGGACGCCCUGCCUUCGCGUCUUCCGCUCAGCGCCUCUCUGGCGCGGCCUUGCCCUGGAGCCCGUGGAGAUGAACACACACAACAGACAGACGAGGGAGACGGGGGGGGAGAGGGAACCGAGCGCGCAGGCGAGAAGGAGACUCCCGAGAGCGCCGGCCUCCAGUCCUGGCCCGGCGCAUGCAGCUUGGCGGGGGCUCUCGCGGCGAAGAACGCAGGAGCACAUGCACCAGGUUUCGAGGAAAGAGGCCAGAUGCAGAUCGAUGGAGGCGCUCGCGACACAGCCACACGCGUUGCAAGUUCCACGACAACGACGUCGCCCCAUGAUGAAGAAGCAUCGGCGGCGCCAGGCGGGACGGGUGCCAGCAACGCCUUCGCAGCUCCCGAGGCUUUUCAAACGCGUUCCUCUUCUCGGCCUUCGCCUCCUCCUCGCCCUGACCUGUCGUCUCUCGCCUCUUCUGGAGCCCCCGAACAGCAUGCAGUUUCCUCAGUUCCUGAGCAAAAGUCGGCGACCGAAGCUGGCGUCUUGCCUCUGUACAAAAUUGCUCUCUGCUGCUUGCUGACGGACCUCAAAAUCAACUGUCGAGACAGCUUGCUCGUCUCUCGCGCUCACGCGCCGUCGCUCCCGGGGUACCUUGACCUCGUGGAGGCCCUCCAGCAACGCGUCGCUGCCGCGGCCGAGCUGAAGGAUGUCGCGGCGCUCUGCAGUGUGUUUUCUGGAUUUCUGAGAAACUCUCUUCUCCCCAGUUCCUGCUCACCAGACGUCCAGGUCCGACUUCUCCACGCGCUCGCAGAAGUUGGCCUCGACCAGAGGCGCGAGUAG
This is a messenger RNA of Toxoplasma gondii ME49, 4116 nucleotides long. RefSeq names its product AP2 domain transcription factor AP2X-11 (gene AP2X11). The coding region runs from base 1 to 4116 and encodes 1371 amino acids. Gene Ontology annotation, biological process: regulation of DNA-templated transcription. The transcript has 3 exons. NCBI's taxonomy places the organism in Eukaryota, Apicomplexa, Conoidasida, Eucoccidiorida, Sarcocystidae. Gene Ontology annotation, molecular function: DNA-binding transcription factor activity. The record is from RefSeq and is a predicted model, not a curated record.